Molecule: messenger RNA, 5563 nt
Organism: Quercus robur (English oak)
Lineage: Eukaryota; Viridiplantae; Streptophyta; Magnoliopsida; Fagales; Fagaceae
Product: histone-lysine N-methyltransferase SUVR5
Exons: 12
Coding region: 638-5125 (1495 amino acids)
Cellular component (GO): nucleus
Molecular function (GO): histone methyltransferase activity; zinc ion binding; protein binding
Source: RefSeq, a predicted model, not a curated record
CCUUAUAAAAAGUUAGUAAAGUGAUAACCUCCCAAAACCAAAAAACCAAAACCCAGUCACUGAGUCAAGAGCCUCAUCUUUAUAAUUAGAGGGUCCUUCUCUUAUAUUUAGGCUCUCUCUCUCUCUCUUCUAUUCUUUUUCACCAGAGAUUAGACCCAGACCACUUCUUUUUCUCAAUUGUACCCCUACACGUCUCUUUUUUUAAUUUUUAUUCCUCUAGUACUAAUAUAUUAUAUAUAUAUCUCUCUCCCAAAACUUUCAAUAUCUUUUUCUUCAACCAAAUUAUUUUGUUCUAUCAUUUUGGACACGGGACCUGUCCACCUUGCCCACCCCCGUAUCAAUUUCUCUGAAGCAACACACACCCACCAAAAAAAAACAAAAAAGGGUCACAGAAAAACACAUCUAUCAUUGUGUGAGAUUGAGAGAGAGUUGUAGCUGAAAAUAAAAAAGGGGCACAAAAUUCACCACACCCAUCCAUACCUUCAAAAUUUUUUGCCUGUGGCCUGGCUGGCUUCCGUGCAAGACCAAAACACCAAAAACCCCCAAACCUUACAUUUCUUUUAAAAGGGAGGUGAGUUGGGGAAUAACCAGUGAGAUCAUAAGCAUCAUAUGGCACCAAAAAUUUCAGUCUAAAAUCAUGGAAGUGCUUCCUUGUUCUGGUGUCCAAUAUGUUGGAGAAUCUGAUCGCUCUCAACAGAGUUCAGGAACAGUUUUUCUUUAUGAUGGUGAAGCUAACUGCCUUGAACAUGGAAAACAAGUUCAAAUGGGAGAUGGUAAACCGGGUAACUUAUUGCUAAAUGUGGAAGGGCCUCAAAUAGAAAAACAAGGCGAAAUUAAAGGGACAGUUGAUGAAUUGCCUACUUCAGAAGGCCACUGCAGUGGAGCUUCAUAUUGUGAUAGUCAGUUGGAAGACCAAAAUUUAUCUUGUGGCUCUCAUGAUUUUGAAGACGAUGAUGUAAAUGUGCAGAAUUAUUGCACGGACCCAUGCAUGCCAAACAGGGAGGAGGAGUCAUCUCUUGCAGAGCCCACAUGGCUGGAAGGGGAUGAAUCAGUGGCACUGUGGGUCAAGUGGAGAGGGAAGUGGCAAGCAGGAAUCCGAUGUUCAAGGGCUGACUGGCCAUUGUCAACUUUGAAAGCCAAACCAACACAUGACAGGAAGAAAUAUUUUGUGGUUUUUUUUCCACACACAAGAAAUUAUUCUUGGGCAGAUAUGCUACUUGUUCGUUCUAUCAAUGAAUUUCCACAUCCUAUUGCAUAUAAGACACAUAAAGUAGGAUUAAAAAUGGUUAAAGAUUUAACUGUUGCACGCCGGUUUAUUAUGCAAAAGCUAGCUGUUGGCAUGCUGAAUAUUGUUGACCAAUUUCAUACUGAGGCAUUGAUAGAGACUGCUCGUGAUGUGAUGGUUUGGAAGGAGUUUGCUAUGGAGGCUUCCCGUUGUGGUGGUUAUUCUGAACUUGGAAGAAUGCUUCUGAAACUGCACAAGAUGAUACUUCAACGUUACAUGAACUCUAACUGGUUACAACAUUCUUUUCACUCUUGGGCACAAAGAUGUCAGAAUGCACAUAGUGCUGAAUCCAUUGAAAUGCUGAGAGAGGAAUUGUUUGAUUCUAUUUUGUGGAAUGCAGUCAACUCUCUCUGGGAUUCACCGGUGCAGCCCACAUUGGGUUCUGAGUGGAAAACCUGGAAGCAUGAAGUCAUGAAAUGGUUUUCAACCUCUCAUCCAAUAUCUAGUGGUGGAGAUGCGCAGCAGCAGACCAAUGAUGGUCUCUUGACCACAGGUCCCCAGUUUAGCAGGAAGAGGCCAAAGCUUGAGGUUCGUCGUGCAGAGGCACAUGCCUCCCAGGUGGAGACAAUUGGAUCUGAUCAAGCAAUGACCCUUGAGAUUGACUCUUCAUAUUUUAGUGUUCGAAACACUGUAAAUGGUGCUACAUUAGCAUCUGAACCCUGUAAAGUGGAUGAUAGAAAGGAGGUUGCUGCUCCAACAGAUACGCCUAGUUUUGUGGCUGAUAAAUGGGAUGACAUUGUAGUUGAACCUGGAAAUUCUGAAUUAAUUCAAAACAAAGAUGCGGAAUUGACACCUGUGAAUGAAGUGGUCGCUACAGAAUCCUUAGAACCUGGGAGUAAGAAUCGACAAUGUGUAGCUUUUAUUGAAGCUAAGGGAAGGCAAUGUGUGAGGUGGGCAAAUGAUGGUGAUGUUUACUGUUGUGUGCAUUUGUCUUCUCGUUUCUUAGGCAGCUCUGCUAGGGCAGAAAGGACUCCGUCUGUUGACACACCAAUGUGUGAAGGUACCACUGUUCUUGGUACUAAAUGUAAGCAUCGAUCUUUAUAUGGCUCCUCUUUUUGUAAGAAACAUAGACCUCGAAAUGAAACAAGAGGGUCAUCAAUUUUUCCAGAGACGAUCAAGAGAAAGCAUGAGGAGAACCUUCCCAGUUCAGAAACCACAGAAUGCAAAGAUAUGGUAUUGGCGAGCAAAGUUGAAAGUCCUCUCCAAGUGGAUCCUGUCUCAGUUAUGGAGGGGGAUGCCUUACAAGGAAGGAACAGCUUAACUGAAAAUACUGAGCAUCCUGGUAAGGAUAAUAAUAGCACAGAGGUGCUGCACUGUGUAGGCUACUACCUGCACGAUAAUCUCAACCCAUGUCUGGAAAACCCAAACCGCCAUUCAUUAUACUGUGAAAAACACCUUCCAAGCUGGCUUAAACGUGCAAGGAAUGGUAAGAGUAGAAUUAUCUCAAAAGAAGUGUUCAUAGAUCUUUUGAGGGAUUGUUCCUCACAGGAGCGAAAGGUGCGAUUACAUCAAGCAUGUGAGCUUUUUUACAAGCUCUUUAAAAGUAUUUUAUCCCUGAGAAACCCAGUGCCUAAGGAGGUUCAAUUUCAGUGGGCCGUAUCUGAAGCCUCUAAAGAUUAUAAUGUUGGUGAAUUCUUUACAAAAUUGGUUUGCAGUGAAAAAGAGAGACUUAGAAGGAUUUGGGGCUUCAGUGCUGAUGAAGCUGCACAAGUUUCCUCUUCUAUCAUGGAAGAACCGGUACUGUUGCCAAUGGCAGUUGAUGGUAGUCAUGAUGAUGAAAAUACCAUUAGGUGCAAAAUUUGCUCUGAGGAGUUUCCUGAUGAUGAUGCACUUGGCAGCCACUGGAUGGAUAUUCAUAAAAAGGAAGCACAAUGGCUGUUCAGAGGUUAUGCUUGUGCCAUCUGCCUUGAUUCUUUCACAAAUAAGAAAGUCCUUGAAACCCAUGUGCAAGAGAGACAUCAUGUGCAAUUUGUUGAACAAUGCAUGCUUCUCCAGUGUAUUCCUUGUGGCAGUCAUUUUGGGAACAGUGAAGAGUUAUGGUUGCAUGUACUUUCAGUUCAUCCUGUUGAUUUCAAGCCAUCAAAAGCUGGUCAACAGCAUAAUCUGUCUGUUGAUGAGGAUUCUCCACCAAAACUUGAGCUUUGCAAUACAGCUCCUAUGGAGAAUAUCUCUGAGAAUUCAGGUGGUUUCCGGAAAUUUAUUUGCAGGUUUUGUGGGUUGAAGUUUGAUUUACUACCUGAUCUUGGCCGCCACCAUCAAGCUGCGCAUAUGGGGCCUAGUUUAGUCAGCUCUCGCCCUUCAAAGAAGGGGGUACGUUAUUAUGCAUAUAGACUAAAAUCUGGAAGACUUAGCCGUCCUAGAUUUAAAAAGGGCUUGGCAGCAGCAUCUUAUAGGAUUAGGAACAGGGCCAAUGCUAGUAUGAAGAGACGCAUCCAGGCAUCAAAGUCACUUAGCACCGUAGGGGUAAGUACACAGCCUCAUGUAACUGAGGCAGCCAGUCUUGGCAGAUUGACAGAUUCCCACUGCUCUGCAGUUGCAAAGAUUUUGUUUUCUGAGGUUCAGAAAACAAAACCUCGGCCCAACAACCAUGACAUUUUAUCUACUGCUCGUUCUGCUUGCUGCAAGGUGAGUCUUGUAGCAUCCCUGGAGGGGAGGUAUGGUAUAUUACCAGAACGUUUGUAUCUGAAGGCAGCUAAGCUCUGCAGUGAGCAUAACAUUCAAGUUAACUGGCAUCUAGAGGGGUUUAUGUGUCCUAAAGGUUGUAAGUCAUUCAAGGAUCCAUACUUGCUUUCUCCAUUGAUGUCUUUUCCACAUGGGUCUGUGGGGUACAGAUAUGCACAUUCAUUGGAUCCCGUGAACGACGAGUGGGAGGUGGAUGAGUGCCACUAUAUCAUUGAUUUACACCAAUUGGGAUAUGGGUCCACUCAAAAGGCAGUUGUCUUGUGUGAUGAUAUUAGCUUCGGGCAGGAACUAGUUCCAGUGAUCUGUGUUGCUGAUGAGGGUCUUUUGGAUUCUGUUCACGUCCUUGCGGACAGUUCUGAUGGCCAAAAUGUUAUGCCUUGGGAGAGCUUUACCUAUGUUGUGAAGCCGUUGCUUGAUCAAUCCAUUGCUGGUGAUACAGAGAGCUUACAAUUGGGGUGUGCCUGUCCACAUUCAGCAUGCUAUCCUGAAACUUGUGAUCAUGUUUAUCUCUUUGAUAAUGACUACGAUGAUGCAAAAGACAUUAAUGGGAAACCCAUGCACGGAAGGUUUCCGUAUGAUGAGAAAGGCAGGAUUAUCUUGGAGGAGGGUUACCUUGUUUAUGAGUGCAAUCAUAUGUGCAGCUGCAGUAGAACCUGUCCAAAUAGGGUUUUGCAGAAUGGGGUAAGAGUGAAGUUGGAAGUCUUCAAAACGGAGAAAAAGGGUUGGGCUCUGAGGGCAGGUGAAGCAAUCCUGCGUGGCACGUUUGUAUGUGAGUACAUUGGUGAGGUCUUAGAUGAAGAGAAAGCAAACAAGAGGCGCCACAGGUAUGGGAACGAAGGUUGCAACUAUCUGUAUGAAAUUGAUGCUCAUAUCAAUGAUAUGAGCAGAUUGAUUGAAGGACAGGUCCGGCAUGUGAUUGAUGCUACGAUAUAUGGAAACGUUUCACGGUUCAUCAAUCACAGCUGCUCGCCAAAUUUAGUCAAUCACCAAGUUCUCGUGGAAAGCAUGGAUAGUCAGCGUGCACACAUUGGUCUUUAUGCAAGUCGAGAUAUAGCUUUGGGUGAAGAGCUGACAUUCAACUAUCGGUAUAAGCUGCUGCCCGGUGAAGGUUAUCCAUGCCAUUGUGGAGCUUCCAACUGCCGUGGCCGCCUUUAUUAAAUUUCAACCAACCUUAGCACCCUCUGCUUCUCUAGUCUGGACAACCUAGUGCCUAAAAUUUCAUUGGAGAACAGGAAAAUCUGAAAUUGGAUACAUCAAAGCAGUGAUAGAAUGGCUUGAGACCCCGACAGAAUGGCCUGCAAUUGCUAUAUAGUGUGCCCCCUCGCCCUUCUGUAAAUUACAACCUAUGUUUCUUUGUUCAUAUAAAUCCUCACCCCCAACCAAGAAAAGGGCAAUUUUACCAGCAUUCUAUACAUGUUUCUUUGCAGAAAUGAGGAUGAAAUGUCAUUUUAUCAUUUUUUUUUUUUGUUUUGUUUAUUGGGAAUUUUUUUUUAAUCUACUGCAGAAGUGGCUCCGGAUUAGCGAAUUGUAGAUGGCAUUCUCGAUGUUCAAAUUUCUCUCUGGUCUGGUGGGAAUGCAUUCUCAAUUUUUAAAGUC